AUGGUCAACUGGAAAACCACCGAGUCCACCGACCGUCUCAUCGCCGCGCUCAUUGCCGCAAACCCAGGCCUCAAGCUCGAAUACCAAGCCAUGGCCACGCUCUUCGGCCAAGGCGCCACCUACGACGCAAUCGAAGGUCGCUUCCGGCGCUACCGCAAGAUGGCCGACGAGCUGCGAUCCUCCGCGCUGAGCCGCGGCAUCACCGAGCUGCCGCGCGGCCGCAACGGCACGGCCUCGGCGUCGAGCACGCCUCGCACCCCGCGCGGCCCACGCGGUGGCAUCACCAAGCCCGGGUCCGCGUCUUCGACGGGGCGCAGCCGCAAGGGCGGCGUGAAGGAUGUGCCGGGGACGCCGAGUAGGCGGGGCGCGGGCCGGGCGGGAUUGUCGCUGAUGGAUGCGAUUUUCGUGGAUGCGGAGGCCGAGGAGGAAGUGGAGGAGGUCAAGGUGAAGGUGAAGAAUGAGGCGGCGGAGAUCUUGUCGGGGUUUGUGGUGGGUGGGGGAGCGGUGCGUGGGUAUGGGCAUGAGCUGACUGCGUCGAUGUCUGUGUCUGGGACGUCGUCGUCGGCGGUGUCGAUGCGGUUUGAGGAUGGGGAGGAGGCGGGGCUUGGGGCUGGGUUGGGGCGCGCGGUGAAGCAGGAGGUGGGCAGGGUGGAGGGGUUUGUGCAUGGUGGUGAUGUCGGGGUGGCGGGUCUGGAGCAGGAUGCGUUUGAUAUGGCCGGGCUGUACUUUUCGCAGGGCCAGGGCGGCUAUGACAUGGAUGAUAUCUAUGGUGGGGCGGCUUAA
This is a messenger RNA of Aspergillus clavatus NRRL 1, 783 nucleotides long. RefSeq lists its product as uncharacterized. The record is from RefSeq and is a predicted model, not a curated record. Lineage: Eukaryota; Fungi; Ascomycota; Eurotiomycetes; Eurotiales; Aspergillaceae. The transcript is spliced from 2 exons. The coding region runs from base 1 to 783 and encodes 260 amino acids.